Messenger RNA from Paramecium pentaurelia, 637 nucleotides. Lineage: Eukaryota; Ciliophora; Oligohymenophorea; Peniculida; Parameciidae. The record is from the annotation of a GenBank genome assembly.
AUGGCAACUAAUGAGUAUUCAAUAUUGAGAAAAGUAUAAAUGUUGCAUUCACAUGCUCAACCUAAAGACUCUAAUUUAACUUUAGGACGAAUUACUAGUUAUGAAUCUAAUUAAUUUUGUCGUAAUUUGAACAUCAUGAUUUAUAGAAGGGCGUCUACAAAAGAUGAAGUUAAUUAUUAAUCUUUAUCUAAAAAUUUGUAGUAUUAUGAUGAAAAAUUAGCAAUCAGUAAUAUUAAUUAGAUCAUGUAAUUACUCAUUAAAAAUAGAAGUCCAACUCUUUAUAUUGAAAUGGAUGAACUAUAAAACAAAGUGUGGAGAUCAUUAAGAAAAUAAUAGUUGGUAUAAAAAACAAAUAUUAAAGCAAUCAGUUUAUUCAGUUGAGAUAAUAGUAUUGAAGAAUUAAUGUGAAUUUGAGUUCACAUUUGAUAUCAGCAAUCUUUCAUGCUUUCUUAGUGUAAGAGAAUUAAGUAUUCUCAUAAAUGAAACAUAUACAGAUAGAGUGAAAUUAAAAAUUCCAUAUUUGUCAAUCUUAAUUGGCAGAGUAAAGACUUAGAAAUUGGAUGGAAAUAUGAGACUCUUUGAACUUGCUCAUAUUCUAAUCAAUGGAUAAAGGACUCUUAUUUUAUAAGAAUCCUGA